Molecule: messenger RNA, 972 nt
Organism: Mesorhabditis spiculigera
Lineage: Eukaryota; Metazoa; Nematoda; Chromadorea; Rhabditida; Rhabditidae
Source: the annotation of a GenBank genome assembly
AUGGAAGAAUACUUUGACGAGUAUGACGAUCCGGGGAUCCAAUCACCCCCAAUAAGACGCGACCCGACGCCCAGUCGGCCAGCCAAGGCGGCAAAAAGCAAAAGAAGACCGUCCUCCGUUGUACAAUGUAACCUCUGCGACAAGAUUUUUGUAAGCGAAAGAGGUCUCAUCCAGCAUUAUGCGGUCCAUUCUCAGCAACGGCCGUUUGUCUGCGAGAUUUGCGACCGGGGCUUCCGGUUCCUUUCGAAUUUGCUAGAGCACAAGUCGCUCCAUCGCCCGUUCAUCCCGCACGUUUGCCCAAUUUGCGGCAAGGAAGCUCGUCUGAAGGGUAACCUGAAGAAACACAUGGAAACGCACCUCAACACUCGCGCCGAAGUGGAGCAGUUCUGGGGCCCCUACAGGGCAAAAUCAACGAAUCAUGCCAACAUACCCGACGACGCUCUGGUCGUGCGCUACACACAGGAAGCUUUGGAGGCCGCGAAAUUCGCUGCGGAUACCAGGAAUAGGAAACCCUUCUUGAGCAUUGACUCCUGGAUCGAGGCGAUCAAGAAGGGCGAAUUUUUCCCAGCAGUGGAGCUCAAAAUCAAGUUCAAGAUUAUGGAAGGCAAGAUCGGCAUCCGGAGGUUGACUGUAGAUGAACUGCAGGUGCGGAGCAAAGCAAUCCCGUUCGAGCGUUUCGACUGCGCGUUUUGUAUCGCGAUCUUCCACUCAUUGGCCGAGUGCGCGGACCACGUCAGGAGGCUGCAUCAGGACAAGCUGGCAGAGAAUAUUCCCUUUUGCAGGAUGUGCUGCCGACAAUUCAGGGAUAUGACCCACUUGGCAAACCACGAACGUUACCACGAAUUUGUGCGGUCUAUGGAGAAAGAUUGCCUGCUGCCGACCCCGCCACCGCUUCUGCGCCUCACCGACCAAGGUCUCAGCUACGGCGACGCCCCGGAGAUGAGGGCCACGAUCGAGGAAGUCCCCUUAACU